CUCUCGCAUAAUCCAUUGGCAAGCUAUUCAGUCGUUGUAGGUCCGUUCGUCGCUCAUCGUGUAGGUAUUUAAAAUGGGCAGUUUCUUUCCCAUCCUACUGUUUAGUCUCAACAUUGUGUGCGCUAACGUGAUAGCGGAAAGCACGCGUAGCACAUGUAACGUCGAGACCAAAUCAACUAUUGUGAAAUUAAAAAGAGAACUUUUCUGUGAAUACGAUAGCGAUGUAAGACCGGUUCAAAACAAUAAUAACGUAACGCGUGUACAAUUUUAUUUGAAGCCAUUCUUCUACGACUACACUCACGAAAGUGAAAAGUUUAUAUUACAUACGUGGAUAUCAAUGUCAUGGAAUGAUUCGCAUUUGACAUGGGAUCCUGCAGCGUACGAUGACAUCAAAUGGAUACCCGCAACAGGCGAUCAAAUUUGGGUGCCUGACGUUAUGAUACAUAAUGAACGAAUUGGAGAAAGCUCAUCGGAUUAUGACUCUUCAAGCUGUUGGAUCUCGAGGAAAGGGAUGGUUAAAUGGUUAAUGGCAGCAAAGUAUGUUUCAACUUGCAUCUCAGAUAACACAUGGUGGCCAUACCAUACCUUGAAUUGCACUAUACAAUUCGGAUCGUGGUCACAUUCCGGUGACGAAAUUGAUCUUGUUGCCUACGAGAAUAUGACACAGGCAAAUGUAGACUCAAAACAUCCCGAGUGGAAUUUAGCGAAACUUUAUGUAACGAAAUCGAUACAGAGAUACAAGUACAAUUCGGGUUCGACCGUCAAAAUGUUUUCUUAUCACUUUAUUCUGAGCAGUCAUUUCGACAUAAUUCGCAUUGCAUACGUAUCACCUACUAUAGCGCUAAUGGUAAUGACUCUGAUGACACUGUGGUUGGAACCGAAAUCUUUCGAGCGAAUGAUGAUUGCUAAUCUCAAUUUUAUCUGCCAUUUAAUGUGCAUACAAUCCGUGCAUUGGGAAAUGCCAAAGAGCGGUUUUAACACUCCCAAAAUGCUUAUCUUUUAUGAAAGCUCUCUCGGGAUAGCAGUGUUCGCUCUCAUUCUUACCAGUAUGUUGCGGCACCUGCAAGAAUUGACUACCGAGCCGCCUGUGUGGAUCUCAGCCGGCACGACGUCCAUUUUGCGCAGUCGAAUUGGGCGAAUUCUUUUAAUCAGCAUUCUGGAUCCAGCCGCGACAGCCAAGAUAGAAGCAGAUGUGGAUGAUAAUACUGACCUCGUGCAAUCGAAUAGCAAAAGAUCGCCAUGGACAUAUAUCACAGUGCUCAUAGGAUGGUUGGCAUUUCUAAGCGUGCUUCUCGCUUACAUUGUACUGUUAAGCACGUGUUUCCCUACGAACAACACCGUGAAAUACUAAUACUCGAACAUACGAUUUAUUUCGAAUGGCGUUGUUUAAGAUAUCGUGUCUUUAAAUGACACGAUUAUAUAACAAGUAAAAAAGUAUAAAUUGAUAUGUCGAUGGAGAUUGAUUGCUGAUGGAACAGAUAUCGUUUCUCUUUUUAUAAAUACUUUUAUUUUGUAAAACAGGCUUGUUUCGGACACUUAUAUAUUAAUAUUUUUCGUUUCGUUUGUUCAACAACAACGUGUCAAUUGCAACUUAACCCUACGUAUUUCGUAAUAAAUAGAAAACUCAAGAAAUAGAA
This is a messenger RNA of Vollenhovia emeryi, 1637 nucleotides long. RefSeq names its product neuronal acetylcholine receptor subunit beta-3-like. The record is from RefSeq and is a predicted model, not a curated record. Lineage: Eukaryota; Metazoa; Arthropoda; Insecta; Hymenoptera; Formicidae. Gene Ontology annotation, cellular component: synapse; membrane; neuron projection. The coding region runs from base 74 to 1351 and encodes 425 amino acids. Gene Ontology annotation, molecular function: transmembrane signaling receptor activity; extracellular ligand-gated monoatomic ion channel activity; neurotransmitter receptor activity. The transcript is spliced from 7 exons. Gene Ontology annotation, biological process: monoatomic ion transmembrane transport; regulation of membrane potential; chemical synaptic transmission.